AGACAGACAGAAGUGUUCCCUGACCCUAAAUCUCUUUAAUGAUUCACUGGCACAGUGGAACCACCCAUUCAUGACGUGAUCCCAACCAGUCACUGAAAUCUGUAGCCUAAUGCAGGACAACAGUGCUGUGCUCUGAGCUGGGACACUUGACUCGAUCUGCGGGGCUUCAGUCAGUCGACAAGACAUCGCUCCUGCUGCACGCACCUGCAACAGGUGGCCUAAGCUGCGUUUUAACAUUCACAAAAGGUCUAUGAAACACUGAUGUAGGUUCCCCGGUGAGCACGGAAUGGACCAAGACCAUGGCAAAUUCUAAUCCACUUAGAUCACCAUCCUCCACCCUCAGUGAGGUCAACCUGGGACCUUCAGCAAACCCACAUGCCAAGCCCACUGACUUUGACUUUUUGGCUGUUAUUGGAAAAGGGACCUUUGGGAAGGUCCUGCUCGCCAAGCUCAAAGCUGACAAUAAAUUCUAUGCUGUGAAAGUUCUACAGAAGAAAGUAAUCCUGAAGAAAAAGGAGCAAAAGAACAUCAUGGCAGAGAGGAACGUGCUGCUGAAGAGCCUGAAGCAUCCUUUCCUGGUGGGCCUCCACUACUCCUUCCAGACCCCAGAGAAGCUCUACUUUGUCCUCGACUAUGUCAACGGGGGAGAGCUCUUCUUCCACCUGCAGAGGGAGCGGUGCUUCUUGGAGCCGAGGGCUCGGUUCUAUGCUGCUGAGGUAGCCAGUGCCAUCGGCUACCUUCACUCCCUCAACAUCGUUUACAGAGAUCUGAAGCCAGAGAAUAUUCUUUUAGACUCUCAGGGCCAUGUGGUACUUACAGACUUUGGGCUGUGUAAAGAGGGAGUGGAGCCAGAGACCACCACGUCCACUUUCUGUGGAACCCCUGAGUAUUUGGCCCCUGAGGUUCUGCGUAAGGAGCCCUAUGACCGCACAGUGGACUGGUGGUGUCUGGGAGCUGUGCUCUAUGAGAUGAUCUAUAGUCUUCCCCCGUUCUACAGCCGGGACGUGUCUGAGAUGUACGAUGGCAUCCUACACAAGCCUCUGCCGCUGCCCCCAGGGAAGUCAGGCGCUCUCUGUAGUCUGCUCCAGGGCCUCCUGCAGAAAGACCAACACCGCAGGUUGGGAGCCAUUGCUGACUUUCUACAAAUAAAGAACCAUGUGUUCUUCUCCCCGAUUAACUGGGAUGAUCUGUACCACAAGAGAAUCACUCCUCCAUACAACCCCAAUGUGAAAGGGCCAGCGGACACACAGCACAUAGACCCAGAGUUCACCAGAGAGAUGGUGCCUAACUCAGUGGGCUGCACCCCUGAGCUCAACGCCGGCACCAGCAGCUCUAACGCAUUCAAUGGCUUCUCCUACGUUUCUGGUGAAGACAGCUUCCUUUGAGACAGGAAGGUUCCUCACAGCACCACCACUGUCGAGGUCGAAGUUACCCGUAACCACAUAUCUACAAUUCGAUUCCUUAACUGCAAAUCCUAACCUUAAAGUCAGGAGGAUAAAACAUAUAUUUUACCCUGGAUUCAACUUCAUUGGCCACGGUCAUAGAAAUGGAGCACAUUGAAUAUCAUGCAUUUUUGCGUAGGUGAAGCAAGAAAGAGAUGUAAGAAAACAUUUAAAUGCACCACCCAACUGUUGCUUUUUCUGUAGGUGACUGCCCUAUGAAUUAUAUUUAUAUGCCCUCGUCUCUGCUUGAAUUCUCAUUUCAGGACAAAGUCUUUUGGCACAUCCAAUCAUGCUGGACUUUUUAUUUGCUAGCAGACAGAUGUUGAUUUAAUUAUCCUUUCACUACAACGUAAAGUCAACCGCGUGACUACAUAAAGGACAUGUAGAUACAGUACACACUCCUAGAUGCUAUGUGUAGAAGGUAAAGCUAGGUUCUAUGUGAAGUUGUGGUGUAUGGAUAAAGAUGGUCUGAUUAUCACUAGAACAGGCUGAAACAAAUGUGUGUGAAACUCUAGUUGAACCCAUUCCUCUGCUCUUUAAGUGCUGCUUUUAAUACAAGCACUGUGGACUUUCCAAACAUUUCUUAUUCUUAAACUCGUUUGUUGAAAAUAUACAUUUUUGCACAUUGAUUUGUGAACAUGCUGUUUCUAUUAUAUCGCUGACUUUUAGUAGAUUAGAGUACAUAAAGGCUUGACUCAAAUGUUGCGUCCAGGAAUGCUUAACAGCAACAUAAACCUAUGCCAGAUUAUUCUCACAGCUGUAAAGGUGCAUGCCAUGGUGCUAUUAACCUUGUUAAACAAAACAUGUGAUUGUGUCAGCACAAUGGGUGACAUUAAAGACUGUUGACAUGCCAACACCAUCUUAAAGAUGACUGACAUUCAAUGAAGCCCAGUUACAAGUAUGUGUACAUAACUUCACAAUAAAUCACUUCCCUACCCA
Oncorhynchus kisutch (coho salmon) is the source of this 2381-nucleotide messenger RNA. RefSeq names its product serine/threonine-protein kinase Sgk2-like. NCBI's taxonomy places the organism in Eukaryota, Metazoa, Chordata, Actinopteri, Salmoniformes, Salmonidae. The transcript is spliced from 13 exons. Gene Ontology annotation, molecular function: protein serine/threonine kinase activity; ATP binding. Gene Ontology annotation, biological process: protein phosphorylation. The coding region runs from base 300 to 1385 and encodes 361 amino acids. The record is from RefSeq and is a predicted model, not a curated record.